This is a messenger RNA of Coregonus sp. 'balchen', 5367 nucleotides long. The record is from the annotation of a GenBank genome assembly. NCBI's taxonomy places the organism in Eukaryota, Metazoa, Chordata, Actinopteri, Salmoniformes, Salmonidae.
GGGCCUUCGUUUCUAGAACAGAAUGUUAUUUUUCUGAGGAAAAAUAUCAAGAAGAAUCGAAAAUGCAGCCGCCAACGAUUGUUAUUGCGAUCAUUGCUCGGAACGCGGCGCAUUCCUUGCCAUACUACCUCGGAGCGUUGGAGAGGCUGAACUAUCCCAAAAACCGCAUCUCUGUAUGGUAAGUUCAGCCAUCCCGCCAGCGCUGUUUCCCUGGACGCUAUUUGUUCGAAGGUCCAUUUAUCAAACUCGCGGGCGAUCAAAGGUCAAUCGCAUUUAUUUUAGAUUAAGAAUACCACCCCUCUUCUCCCCAGUCCCCACAAUCCCUUUAGAACCCUCGACCCUCACCUGCAAUAGAAAAUAAUGAGUGCUUCUGCUGCUGUAGGCUACUCUAACUUUGUUUUCCAAGUUUGUCUCUAAUGCAGCGUUUAUGAAAGUUAAAUUGUAGGCUAGGCCUACUGUUGCACUGCAUUAUGCAAUUACAUUUUAUUUUCAUUAUAAUAGCCUAUACUUUACACUACAGUCUGCAUGUUACUGUAUGUUUUGCACAGAUAACAUUUCCAUGCGAUACCACAAUAGCCCUAAACGAAUUUCCUCUUGUGCAUUUCCUCAUGUGCAUAUUGAUUAUUAUGCAUUUCAUACGGAGUCCCUUCUGCAUAUUCAUUAGCAACUCUUCAUUAGGGUAAACGAUGUGCAUGGCUUUUCUCGAUCGCAUGUGUAACGUGACCACAUUGGUGUAUCAGAUUUGCAGUGUCUUUGAUUCCUAGUUGUGUUGCGGUUGUAUGCAAAUCAGGCAAACCCAGUGGCCACGUUACACACAGACUACUGUAUAUUCUAGUGCCAGACAGUGUGUCUUUAUUCCCAUGUCUGCAGGGCAGCUACAGAUCACAAUGCUGACAACACUACAGCUGUUCUAAAAGAAUGGCUGACUGUCAUGCAAAAGUUCUAUCACUAUGUGGAGUGGAGGCCCAUGGAGCAUCCUACGUAAGUUCUGUUUCUCUUCAGCAUUAUCUUGUAUUUCCCAAAACUGUGUGUGUGUCUGGGUGAGUGGAGAGCUAUAGAGCAUCCUACAUGAGUUCCACAUUAUUAUGUCAUCCAAAAAGCGUGUGUUGUUGAUACAGUUGUGUACCUCCCAAAACCUAAGGCCAAGGGCUUAAAAACAUCUGGUCAAACAUCAGCACCUGCUUAGUUGUAUAAUCUUACUAGCACACACAGACUGUAAUAGUAGACUCAAAAUGCUGUAUUUAAGGAUGUAACUUUAAAACAGAGGGUGAAGAGAAAAGAGCUUCAAAAAGAUGUUAGGUGAUUACAGAGCAUACUGAUAUGCAUACCGAUACACAUACCGAUACACAGUGCUACCUGACCUCAGGGGACUCCUCAUUUUCUCUCUAAGUCCAAUAUAUAUACACAACAGUAUGCGGACACCCCUUCAAAUUAGUGGAUUUGUCUAUUUCAGCCACACCCGUUGCUGACAGGUGUAUAACAUCGAGCACACAGCCAUGCGAUCUCCAUAGACAAACAUUGGCAGUAGAAUGGCCUUACUGAAGAGCUCAGUGACUUUCAACGUGGCACUGUCAUAGGAUGCCACCUUUCCAACAAGUCAGUUUGUCAAAUUUCUGCCCUGCUAGAGCUGCCCCGGUCAACUGUAAGUGCUGUUAUUGUGAAGUGGAAACGUCUAGGAACAACAAUGGCUCAGCCGCGAAGUGGUAGCCACACAAAGUGGUAGGCCACACCGCCGAGUGCUGAAGCGCGUAGCGCGUAAAAAUAGUCUUUCCUCAGUUGCAACACUCACUACCGAUGUCCAAACUGCCUCUGGAAGCAACGUCAGCACAAUAACUGUUUGUCGGGAGCUUCAUGAAAUGGGUUUCCAUGGCCGAGCAGCCGCACACAUGCCUAAGAUCACCAUGCGCAAUACCAAGCGUUGGCUGGAGUGGUGUAAAGCUUGCCGCUAUUGGACUCUGGAGCAGUGGAAAUGCGUUCUCUGGAGUGAUGACUCACGCUUCACCAUCUGGCAGUCCAAUGGACGAAUCUGGGUUUUGGCGGAUGCCAGGAGAACGCUACCUGCCCCAAUGCAUAGUGCCAAUUGUAAAGUUCGGUGGAGGAGGAAUAGUGGUCUGGGGCUGUUUUUCAUGGUUCGGGCUAGGCCCCUUAGUUCCAGUGAAGGGAAAUCUUAACGCUACAGCAUACAAUGACAUUCAAGACAAUUCUGUGCUUUCAAUUUUGUGGCAACAAUUUUGAGAAGGCCCUUUCCUGUUUCAGCAUGACAAUGCCCCUGUGCACAAAGCGAUGUUCAUACAGAAAUGGUGUUUCGAGAUCGGUGUGGAAGAACUUGACUGGCCUGCACAGAGCCCUGACCUCAACCCCAUCGAACACCUUUGGGAUGAAUUGGAACGCCGACUGCGAGCCAGGCCUAAUUGGCCAACAUCAGUGCCCGACCUCACUAAUGCUCGUUGGCUGGCCCUCACUACAUAUUCGUCGCCAAACCCACUGGCUCCAGGUCAUCUAUAAAUCACUGCUAGGCAAAUCCCCGCCUUAUCUUAGCUCAUUGGUCACCAUAGCAACACCCAUCCGUAGUAUGCGCUCCAGCAAGUAUAUCUCACAGGUCAUCCCCAAAGCCAACACCUCCUUUGGCCGCCAUUCCUUCCAGUUCUCUGCUGCCAAUGACUUGAACGAACUGAAAAAAUCUCUGAAGCUGGAGACUCUUAUCUCCCUCAUUAACUUUAAGCAUCAUUUGUCAGAGCAGCUUACCGAUCACUGCACCUGUACACAGCCCAUCUGUAAUUAGCCCACCCAACUACCUCAUCCCCAUAUUGUUAUUUAUUUUGCUCAUUUGCACCCCAGUAUCUCUAUUUGCACAUAGUUUUCUGCACAUCUAUCACUCCAGUGUUAAUACUAAAUUGUAAUUAUUUUGCACUAUGGCCUAUUUAUUGCCUUACCUCCAUAACUUACUACAUUUGCACACACUGUAUAUAGAUGUUCUAUUGUGUUAUUGACUGUACGUUGUGUUUAUCCCAUAUGUAACUCUGUUUUUGUUGAUUUUAUCGCACUGCUUUGCUUUAUCUUGGCCAGGUUGCAGUUGUAAAUGAGAACUUGUUCUCAACUGGCUUACCUGUUUAAAUAAAGGUGAAAUAAAAAAUAAAAUAAAAAUAAAUAACACAAUUGAAGAAAGUCCCCGCAACGAUGUUCCAACAUCUAUUGGAAAGCCUUCUCAGAAGAGUGGAGGCCAUGAUAGCAGAAAAGCGGGGACCAACUCCAUAUUAAUGCCCAUGAUUUUGGAAUGAGAUGUUUGAUGAGCAGGUGUCCACAUACUUUUGGUCAUGUACUGGGUACCUCGAAGCCAUGCAGGAGGGAUACUGUAGCGUGUGUGUGCACGUGUUUGUGUGCGCGAAUGUGAUUGUGUGCGUCUUGUUCGGACUCCCUCCAUUGCAGGUCCUACCCAGGAGAGAUGGGGCCUAAAUACUGGAGCAACGGCAGAUAUGAAUACCUGAUGAAACUCAAACAGGCUGCUCUCAACUUCGCCAAGCAACGCUGGGCUGACUACAUACUGGUACAGUCCCAAAUCUCUACUCUGUCCACUGACUAGAAGUUAUAGGUUUAUCUCAUUAGUUUAUCCACAGCCUAGAAGUAGAAAUCAAGGAUUGUUGGGGUCAAUUCCAUUUCAAUUCAGUCAAUUCAGGAAGUAAACUAAAAUUCCAAAUUCUCCUCAUUGGUUUUCAAUAACCCUGCCUCUCUAUCAAGAUAAUCUCUGACUCUUUACUCUCACCUGAACACUCGCAACAAACCCAGACCUCUCUUAUAAUCCUCCAGUAUGCAGACACAGACAACAUCUUGACCAACCCAGAGACCCUCAACCUCCUCAUAGCAGAGAACAAGUCUGUGGUCGCCCCCAUGUUGGACUCCCAGGGAGCCUACUCCAACUACUGGUGUGGCAUCACUCCACAGGUAAGAGAGUGUGUGUGCGCGUGUGUAUGUGUCAGAUUACAAAUGCCUGUGUGAAAAUUAAAGGUGUAUAAUAUUGCACACUAGGUUUUGUUUGAAUGAAGGAUUGAUCUGUGUGUCUGUUCUCAGGGUUACUAUCGGCGUACAGCUGAGUAUUUCCCCACCAGACACCGCCACCGGCUGGGCUGCUACCCGGUGCCCAUGGUCCACUCUACCUUCCUGCUGGACAUGAGGAAGACAGGCAUGAAGAAGCUGGCCUUCCAUCCCCCUCACCAGGACUACUCCUGGCCCUUCGAUGACAUCAUCGUCUUCGCCUUCUCCUGCCGCGUCUCAAGUAGGGGUCUACAGUACAGCAUGUACAUUAAAGCACACACACAUCACAGGCAUAUGUACACACACACACUCUCUGAUAACAUAUAAUCGCAAACAUCCAUGGCCCUGGCAAGUGCAGGGGUGAAAUCAAAGUGUUCAAAGUAAAAGGCAAGAUGAUUACGUUACGAUUAUGUUGAUGGUACUUCAAGGCCAUGUCAACGUUAACUGUUUGAUAACAGAGUUGACUUUGCGAUUCCAGAGGUGCAGAUGUACCUGUGCAACAAGGUGAGGUAUGGCUACCUGAACGUCCCAGCCAAGCCUCACCACACCAUAGAGGACGACAGCAUCAAUUUCAGCCAUCUCAUCCUGGAGGCCAUGAGUAAGAAACUUUAUUUCAUAUUAUUAUAGUUAUGAGAGUAGGUGUUGUAUUCUGUAUGUUUAUUAUGGUAUAUAACUAACAGUAAAUAUCUGUAAUACUAAAGGUAGUAACUUAUAGAUGUGUCUUAAUAACACAGCUCUGUGUUCUCCCUCCAGUUGAAGGUCCCUCCAUGGCCCCCUCCAAAUAUGUCAGCCUCUUCCCCAAACGGAGAGACCUCAUGGGCUUUGAUGAGGUGAGUCCGAGGCCAGGGGUGCCCAAACCUCUCAAGGACUAAAAUAGAUCAAAGAAGUAGAACUGGUUUGGGGAAAACUGCUGUAGACGAAUGGUGUUAUACUCUCUCACUCAAUAUAUGGAUCAUUGUGUCUGAGUUGACCUCUGACCCUGGCUCUCCCAUAAUGUAGGUGUACCUGAUCAACCUGCGUCGCCGUCAGGACCGUAGGGACAGGAUGCUGUACUCUCUCAACGAGCUGGAGAUAGACGUCAAAGUGGUGGACGCCAUAGAUGGAGGGUGAGAAUUAGCCUGGUAAUGCAGACUCAAUCAUUCUAAACAGAGCUGAAUUCACUCUGAUUUCCAGGCUAGGUGAGGAUGCAAAGCUUGGGAAAUGUUCCUACAAGAGAAAGAUGGACACAAUGUGUGUGUAUCCUGCAGAGCUCUGAACAGCAGUGAUAUAAAGAUCCUUGGAGUGGACAUACUACCUGGUUACUAUGACCCAUUCUCUCGCCGCACCCUGACCAAAGGA